GAGCCGGGCCGCAGCUUCACCUGCCGCCCCGGAGGGGGCGGGCAUUGUUCACCCCCCGCUGCUGCCGCCGCCCCGCCGGGGGCAUGGGGGCCACCCGGCUCUCCGGGCCGGGCCUGGCGAGGCCGCCGCGCCGCCGCUAAGCCGGGCCCCGCGCGCAGCCGGCUAGCGCAGGUGAGGCCGGCAGCGCCAUGGUGGACCCGGUGGGCUUCGCCGAGGCGUGGAAGGCGCAGUUCCCGGACUCGGAGCCGCCGCGCAUGGAGCUGCGCUCGGUGGGAGACAUCGAGCAGGAGCUGGAGCGCUGCAAGGCCUCCAUCCGGCGCCUGGAGCAGGAGGUGAACCAGGAGCGCUUCCGCAUGAUCUACCUGCAGACGCUGUUGGCCAAGGAGAAGAAGAGCUAUGACCGACAGCGCUGGGGCUUCCGGCGCGCCGCGCAGCCCCCCGACGGCGCCGCGGAGCCCCGCGCGCCGCGCCUCCCGCCUGCGCCCGCCGACGGCGCUGACCCUCCUCCAGUGGAUGAGUCCGAGGCGCGGCCCGACGGGGAGGGCUCCCCGGGCAAGGCCAGGCCGGCGGCUAUGCGCAGGCCCGGGGCCGCCGCUCCCGCGGACCGCGACGACCGCGGGCCCCCCACCAGCGUGGCGGCGCUGCGCUCCAACUUCGAGAGGAUCCGCAAGGGCCCCAGCCAGCCUACUGCGGCAGACACCGAGAAACCCUUCUACGUGAACGUCGAGUUCCACCACGAGCGCGGCCUGGUGAAGGUCAACGACAAAGACGUGUCGGACCAUAUCAGCUCCCUGGGCAGCCAGGCCAUGCAAAUGGAGCGCAAGAAGUCCCAGCAGAGCGCCGGGUCCGGCCCAGUGGACGUGUCCAGGCCCUCCUACCGUGGACGCACCUCCGAGAGCGGUUGCGGCCUCGAUGGCGACUACGAGGACGCUGAGUUGAACCCACGCUUCCUAAAGGACAACCUGAUCAACGCCAAUGGCGGCGGCAGGCCCCCCUGGCCGCCCCUGGAGUACCAGCCCUACCAGAGCAUCUACGUCGGGGGCAUGAUGGUGGAAGGGGAGGGCAAGGGCCCGCUCCAGCGCAGCCAGAGCACCUCGGAGCAGGAGAAGCGCCUUACCUGGCCCCGCAGAUCCUACUCCCCUCGGAGCUUUGAGGACAGCGGAGGCGGCUACACCCCGGACUGCAGCUCCAACGAGAACCUUACCUCCAGCGAGGAGGACUUCUCCUCCGGCCAGUCCAGCCGCGUGUCCCCGAGCCCCACCACCUACCGCAUGUUCCGGGACAAGAGCCGCUCGCCCUCGCAGAACUCCCAACAAUCCUUUGACAGCAGCAGCCCCCCUACGCCCCAGUGCCAGAAGCGGCACCGGCAGGGCCAGGUGGUUGUGUCGGAGGCCACCAUUGUAGGUGUCCGCAAGACGGGACAGAUCUGGCCCAGCGAUGGGGACAACUUGUCUGGCAGGCUGCCUCAGGACAGCGCCUUCCACGGAGACGCAGAUGCAUCAUUUGGAACGCCAGCAGGGUUCAGCUGUGCUGCCGAUCGGGAGGAGCAGCGCCGGCAGCAGGAUGGGCUGCCUUACAUCGAUGACUCACCCUCGUCCUCGCCCCACCUUGGCAGCAAGGGCAGGGCCGGCCGGGACACCCUGGAGUCCACCAAAGCUAGUGAGCUGGACUUGGAAAAGGGCUUGGAGAUGAGAAAAUGGGUCCUGUCUGGAAUCCUGGCUAGUGAGGAGACUUACCUGAGCCACCUGGAGGCACUGCUGCUGCCCAUGAAGCCUUUGAAGGCUGCUGCCACCACCUCCCAACCAGUGCUGACAAGCCAGCAGAUCGAGACCAUCUUCUUCAAAGUGCCUGAACUCUAUGAGAUCCACAAGGAGUUCUACGACGGGCUCUUCCCCCGUGUGCAGCAGUGGAGCCACCAGCAGCGUGUGGGCGACCUCUUCCAGAAGCUGGCCAGCCAGCUGGGUGUGUACCGGGCCUUUGUGGACAACUACGGAGUUGCCAUGGAAACAGCCGAGAAGUGCUGUCAGGCCAACGCUCAGUUUGCAGAAAUCUCUGAGAACCUGAGAGCCAGAAGCAAUAAGGAUGCCAAGGACCAGACCACCAAGAACUCUUUGGAAACCCUGCUCUACAAGCCUGUGGACCGGGUGACGCGGAGCACGCUGGUUCUGCACGACUUGCUGAAGCAUACCCCCUCCAGCCACCCUGACCAUCCUUUGCUGCAGGACGCCUUGCGCAUCUCGCAGAACUUCCUGUCCAGCAUCAACGAGGAGAUCACGCCCCGCCGGCAGUCCAUGACCGUGAAGAAGGGAGAGCACCGGCAGCUGCUGAAGGACAGCUUCAUGGUGGAGCUGGUGGAGGGGGCCCGCAAGCUGCGGCACGUCUUCCUCUUCACCGACCUGCUCCUGUGCACCAAGCUCAAGAAGCAGAGUGGAGGCAAAACCCAGCAGUACGACUGCAAAUGGUACAUCCCGCUCACGGAUCUCAGCUUCCAGACAGUGGAUGAGUCGGAGGCCGCGCCCAACAUCCCCCUGGUGCUGGACGAGGAGCUGGAUGCCAUGAAGAUCAAGAUCUCUCAGAUCAAGAGUGACAUCCAGAGAGAGAAGAGAGCGAACAAAGGCAGCAAGGUCAUCGAGCGGCUCAAGAAGAAGCUCUCGGAGCAGGAGUCACUGCUCUUGCUCAUGUCGCCCAGCAUGGCCUUCAGGGUGCACAGCCGUAACGGCAAGAGUUACACAUUCCUGAUCUCUUCUGACUACGAGCGUGCCGAGUGGAGGGAGAACAUCCGAGAGCAGCAGAAGAAAUGUUUCAAGAGCUUCUCCCUGACGUCUGUGGAGCUGCAGAUGCUGACCAACUCAUGCGUCAAACUACAGACUGUCCAUAGCAUCCCACUGACCAUCAACAAAGAAGACGAUGAGUCUCCUGGGCUCUACGGGUUCCUGAAUGUUAUUGUCCACUCUGCCACCGGCUUUAAGCAGAGUUCAAGUCUGUACUGCACCCUGGAGGUGGAUUCCUUUGGCUACUUUGUAAAUAAAGCCAAGACACGUGUCUACAGGGACACAGCUGAGCCCAACUGGAACGAGGAGUUUGAGAUCGAGCUGGAAGGCUCCCAGACCUUAAGGAUUCUGUGCUACGAAAAGUGUUACAACAAAACAAAGAUGACCAAGGAGGACGGCGAGAGUGCAGACAGAAUCAUGGGGAAGGGCCAGGUGCAGCUGGACCCCCAGGCCCUGCAGGAUAGAGACUGGCAGCGGACAGUCAUUGCCAUGAACGGGAUUGAAGUGAAGCUCUCAGUAAAGUUCACCAGCAGGGAGUUCAGCUUGAAGAGGAUGCCUUCCCGGAAACAGACAGGUGUCUUCGGAGUCAAGAUUGCCGUGGUCACCAAGAGGGAGAGGUCCAAGGUGCCCUAUAUUGUGCGCCAGUGUGUGGAGGAGAUCGAGCGCCGGGGCAUGGAGGAAGUGGGCAUCUACCGCGUGUCUGGCGUGGCCACGGACAUCCAGGCACUGAAGGCAGCCUUUGACGUCAACAACAAGGAUGUGUCGGUGAUGAUGAGUGAGAUGGACGUGAACGCCAUCGCUGGGACACUGAAGCUCUACUUCCGGGAGCUGCCUGAGCCCCUCUUCACUGACGAGUUCUACCCCAACUUCGCUGAGGGCAUCGCGCUCUCAGACCCCGUUGCAAAGGAGAGCUGCAUGCUUAACUUGCUCCUGUCCCUCCCGGAGGCCAACCUGCUGACCUUUCUCUUCCUUCUGGACCACCUGAAAAGGGUGGCAGAAAAGGAGACAGUAAACAAGAUGUCCCUGCACAACCUCGCCACGGUGUUUGGCCCCACGCUGCUGCGGCCCUCCGAGAAGGAGAGCAAGCUCCCUGCCAACCCCAGCCAGCCCAUCUCCAUGACUGACAGCUGGUCCCUGGAGGUCAUGUCCCAGGUGCAGGUGUUGCUGUACUUCCUGCAGCUGGAGGCCAUCCCUGCCCCGGACAGCAAGAGACAGAGUGUCCUCUUCUCCACUGAAGUCUAAGGGCCCAGUUCCACCCACAGGGCCGGCAGGACGGCCCGGGAACCUCCUAGGGAAAUGGGCCAUCCAGAGAAUGGGAACCGGAACUUCUUGAGGAGUAACUGGGCCACACCGCCCCCCCACCCCCUGGGCCAGGCUGUCUACCAAGAGACAAUUACCCAAGGCAAACAGUCAAGUGGCCUGGGCACUUCAGGGCCCCCAGCGGACGAGGCCUGUGAGCUCUGGGUGGCCUCAGACUGUGGUUUGCCAUGCCACCACCAGGGGGCACCCCAAGCCAGUGUAUCUCCUGUUGAGGGCCUGGGCAGGACCAGGCGAAAGGAGUGGUGUUUAUGAAUUUAACUUAUCAGAGUUUAAAGAUUCCUACUGGGUCAGCUGUCAAGGGAACAGGAGCAGAUUUCAGCACUGUGGUGGCUUGAAUAAAUACUGCUGCUUCAAGCCUGGGGGCCAGGCCCCACCCUCUGUGGGUGGAGUUUUUGAUUUCCCAGACUUAGAAAUUCCACUCCUGUUUGUAACAGGGCUUGCAAAGCUAAGUCUACUCUUUGCAGCGCUUGACCCCUUUCACCUCCUUUCUUCUCUUUCUUUCCAGAAGGAUCUGUGUAGAAAUGGGUCUUCCUGCUCUGUCCUGUUGCUUUGUUUUUGCUGAUCAUGUGCCCCUCGGCAGGCAGCUCCCAUCCAGGACUUAACACCAGGGGAGGGAGGCCCAGGCUGUGCACUUUAUGGCUAGUUGUCUAGGGAGAGUGACCCAGCGCACCAUUCCAGCUGCCCUGCCGGGCACACACCGUCCUCCUCAGCUCACAAAGGCCUUGAUCUCCGGCUUCCUCCAGCCUGUGGCCCAGCCACCCCCGCUCUCUCCUCCCCUAAUGGUUCCCCUAUAGAUGGCUCCCCUCCUAGCUCUCUGCCACCCCCGCACACACUCAGCAGCAGACUUUUGUAAAGGUUUUCUCUUGGCAGCAGCGGCAGCUUGCCAACAAGACAGUUUGUUUUAAACUUUGAUCUGAAUAGCCUUUUGAUACUUGAAUAUUUUUAAGUUUUAUACAUAGUUUCUAAUUUUCUUCCUAACAGAUUCAGAUAGCUAAUAAGAUGUUAGAAUGUACUCUGUGGACAAUCGGAGUCCCAGUGGUAUCCUGUCUUCCUCCUAGCGCCAGCUCAGUUUCCACCAGGAGGCUGCUUCUGAAACCUCUGCAGCAUCUGGGGUUUGGGGGGUUGGGGACAGGGGCUACUCCACAGGCCAGGCCAAGGGUGGGGCUCCCAUCCCAGAGCAGGUGGAGAGACAGACCCGCCCACUGCCUGCCUGGCCACACUCGACGCUCCUGGUAACCCUUCUGACCGGCUGACCUAGGGGAAGAGGAACUGGGGAGGCCGCAAAGUAGUUUGAAGAAACAAGUCUGUGAAGAAUUGCAUCACUUUUUUCAAAAAAGGGUCGGGGGCGAGGGGAAAAGAAACAAAGGCCAAGUUUCCGUGCUGGACUUGCAGGAAGAGAGGAUGCAGCUGAACCGGAGGAGAGAAGCAGUGGCAUGACUCAGGAAAAGGCAUUUGCUUUCACAUGAUUACACCCGGUAGCUGGAGGCACUGUCCCAUGACCCCUCCCAUGUCCCUGGCACCCGGUGGAGCAGUGGGCAGCUCCUGCCCAACCUCACAGCACAUGGGGGCCACUUGCCCCCACUCCCCCUUGGCCUGUAGACCUGCCAAGGCAGGGGACCAAAAAAGAAGUCACUUGAAGGUCUUAAGUCUGCAUACUGUAUUUAUUUAGUUGUACUUUUUACUCGCAAGACCCACCGUUUUGAGGCAGCACUGCCCUUCUUGGGGAGGAGGGCAGGGAGCAGGGUCCUCUGUCCUCUGCACAUUUCCGGACUCAGUGGGUUUCCCAGGCCACCAGCUCCUGGCCUCUUCUGGCCUGGCUUCCAUGUUCCCGUCCAACCCUGCAAGGGGAGCACCCUUCGCUUAGAAAAGCCAGACCCAGCCCUUGUUUCUGUUUCCCUGGAGUCCCAUGAUUUGCGUCUGUCGCAUUGAAACUGGAAAGCAAUCUCUCAGUGUCUGUGCCAACUUUCAUUCCCUCCCCCACCUCCUUCCCCUUUCUGCUUUUUAUUUAUGUAGGAUGUGUGCUGUUUAAUGGUGGGAUGUCAAAGCACUCCUUUGCUGGGCCACAGUGGCGGCAGUCACUUUGGGUCCUCACGUGCCCUGUCCUCCCCCUGACACUCAGGCCUGAGGGUUGGCAAAGCCAAUGGGCAGGUGACGGCCUAGGACCCACACGUGACCUUCUUUGAGGCUCGGCUGCCGGACUCUGCGACGAGAAGAGACACCUCGCCGCCCCGGGGCCCUGGGUCUGGAGCAGCAAGCUCAGGGGGCAGCUGGACCCCACGCUGGUGGGUGGUGGUCUCUUGGCAGCUGCAAGUCCAAGUUCGAACUCGGCCGUCUCUGUACCACUGUGGGGAAAAGGACUGCUGACACUUUCAUUAAAGUUCCCUGAGAUGA
Molecule: messenger RNA, 6482 nt
Organism: Phacochoerus africanus (Common warthog)
Lineage: Eukaryota; Metazoa; Chordata; Mammalia; Artiodactyla; Suidae
Gene: BCR
Product: BCR activator of RhoGEF and GTPase
Exons: 23
Coding region: 189-4013 (1274 amino acids)
Biological process (GO): intracellular signal transduction; protein phosphorylation; positive regulation of GTPase activity
Cellular component (GO): membrane
Molecular function (GO): guanyl-nucleotide exchange factor activity; protein serine/threonine kinase activity; GTPase activator activity
Source: RefSeq, a predicted model, not a curated record